This is a messenger RNA of Pseudonaja textilis, 1917 nucleotides long. RefSeq names its product solute carrier family 6 member 7 (gene SLC6A7). Gene Ontology annotation, cellular component: plasma membrane. Gene Ontology annotation, biological process: sodium ion transmembrane transport; amino acid import across plasma membrane; nitrogen compound transport. Gene Ontology annotation, molecular function: amino acid:sodium symporter activity. The record is from RefSeq and is a predicted model, not a curated record. NCBI's taxonomy places the organism in Eukaryota, Metazoa, Chordata, Lepidosauria, Squamata, Elapidae.
AUGCAGAAGAGCCAGGAGCAUCAUGCUCAAAAGCCAGUCAUUCCAGACUUGUUAAUGACACCUAGUGACCAAGGAGAUGGUGACCUAGAGACCGAAUAUCCUGAAGACAGAGGAAAUUGGACAGGCAAGCUGGAUUUCCUUUUGUCUUGUAUUGGCUACUGCGUUGGAUUGGGGAAUGUUUGGAGAUUUCCAUAUCGUGCCUAUACAAAUGGGGGAGGAGCAUUCCUCGUUCCUUAUUUCAUUAUGUUGGCUAUAUGUGGGAUACCCAUUUUCUUCAUGGAGCUAUCAUUAGGCCAGUUCUCAAGCCUGGGGCCUCUUGCUGUUUGGAAGAUAAGCCCACUCUUCAAAGGUAUUGGUAUGGCCACAAUCCUGAUUGUCUCCUUGGUGGCCAUUUACUAUAACAUGAUCAUUGCCUAUGUUCUCUUCUACCUCUUUGCCUCGUUGACCAACAACUUGCCUUGGCAGUACUGCGGCAACUGGUGGAACACAGACCUGUGCCUGGACCACCAUGUCAUGCACACAGGGAACAGUGCUGCCCCUUUCAACACUUCUAACACUGUCAGUCCGAGUGAGGAAUAUUGGAGCCGAUAUGUCCUCCACAUCCAAGGGAGCUCAGGCAUUGGAGAUCCUGGGAGGAUUCGCUGGAAUCUCUGCCUCUGCCUCCUGCUAGCUUGGCUGAUCGUAUAUCUUUGCAUCUUAAAGGGAGUCAAAUCUUCUGGCAAGGUUGUUUAUUUCACCGCCACGUUUCCUUACCUUAUUCUGAUCAUGCUCCUGAUUCGUGGGGUGACACUUGACGGGGCCUGGUUAGGAAUCAAGUUCUAUCUCACACCCCAGUUUGACCUGCUACUGUCUCCCAAUGUGUGGAUUGAAGCAGCUUUGCAGAUCUUUUACUCUCUUGGGGUAGGAUUUGGGGGACUUCUCACCUUUGCAUCAUAUAAUACCUUCCACCAGAAUAUUUACAGGGAUACAUUUAUAGUCACUGUGGGGAAUGCUGUUACCAGCAUUUUGGCUGGCUUUGCCAUUUUUUCUGUUUUGGGAUACAUGUCCCAAGAACUUGAUGUUCCUGUUCAGGAAGUGGCCAAAGCAGGUCCAGGGUUGGCUUUUGUAGUGUAUCCACAAGCCAUGACAAUGCUUCCUCUUUCUCCUUUCUGGUCUUUCCUCUUUUUCUUCAUGCUGUUGACUCUUGGCUUGGACAGUCAGUUUGCCUUUCUAGAGACCAUUGUUACUGCAGUGACAGAUGAGUUCCCAUAUUACCUGCGGCCGAAGAAGGCUUUUUUCUCAGGCAUCAUUUGUGUUGCGAUGUUUUUAAUGGGGCUCAUUCUCACAACAGAGGGUGGAAUGUACUGGUUGGUGCUGCUGGAUGACUACAGUGCUGGGUUUGGGCUCAUGGUAGUGGUCAUAACUACCUGUCUAGUAGUAACACGUGUUUAUGGCAUGAACAGAUUUUGCCGUGACAUUCACAUGAUGCUGGGUUUCAAACCAGGAAUUUACUUUAGGGCCUGCUGGUUGUUCCUGUCUCCAGUAACAAUGACGGCACUGCUUGUGUAUAGCAUUAUCAAGUACCAGCCUUCAAAGUACAAUGGGACCUACUGCUUUCCAUUUUGGUCUGAGGCUCUGGGCAUCCUAAUGGGGAUCUUCUCUUGCCUGAUGAUUCCCAUGGGAAUGCUGUUUGCUGUGCUCCGAGAAGAAGGGACACUCUGGCAAAGAAUCCAGCAAGCUAGCAGACCAACUAUGGAUUGGGGUCCUUCUCUGGAGGAGAACAGAACUGGCAUGUAUGUGGCCACCCUGGCAGGUAGCCAGUCUCCUAAACCUUUGAUGGUCCAUAUGAGAAAAUAUGGAGGGAUAACUAGCUAUGAAAACAUAGCUUUUCAAAUUGAUAAAGAGAUUGAAGAGGAUGAAGAAGAAUCUAUCAUAUGA